This is a messenger RNA of Botrytis porri, 1530 nucleotides long. RefSeq lists its product as uncharacterized. NCBI's taxonomy places the organism in Eukaryota, Fungi, Ascomycota, Leotiomycetes, Helotiales, Sclerotiniaceae. The record is from RefSeq and is a predicted model, not a curated record. The coding region runs from base 1 to 1530 and encodes 509 amino acids. Gene Ontology annotation, molecular function: flavin adenine dinucleotide binding; oxidoreductase activity, acting on CH-OH group of donors. The transcript is spliced from 7 exons.
AUGAUCGCCGAAGCUUGGCAUUUUUGCGGAGAAGUUAUGGGCGGAGGCUCUAGAAUCAAUAGUAUGGUGUACACACGUGGUACUGCUGCAGACUAUGAUUCUUGGGCACAGCUUGGUCAUCCGGAUUGGACUUAUGGCAAGCUCUUGCCCUAUUUUAUUAAAAGUGAGACUGUCGUGGGCUCACAUAAGUCGGAAUAUUGUGGGACUUCUGGCGCUGAUCCCGGUGUAGGCCCAUGGAUUACCCAGAAAUUUCCUUUUCAUACUUGGAGGUUCGCAGCAUAUCGAGUCUUUUCAAACGCUGCUAAAGCCCUAGGCUUUGUCCAAAUUGACGACCCAAACACACCUGACGUCAUGGUCGAUGGGCUCCCAACAGUGUUCUUUACAGUGAAUGAGCAGCGACAGAGAGUAUCUACCUUCGACACCUUUCUUCCUCGAGAAAUAGUCUUGAAAAGAGAGGAGCAUUUGACACUCUGCACUAACACGGUUUUAUCACGAAAGGACAGAGUUCUGCGUCCCGAUAGAGUCUUCUUCAAACUUUCUAAUCCGAAAUCUGACAAGAUAUAUUCGGCUAAAGUCAAGAAAGAAGUCAUCGUUUGCUCGGGCACUCUAGGGACACCCCAAGUCUUAAUGUUGAAUGUAAUCGGUCCCCGGAAACAUCUAGAAGAACAUGGAAUCAGUGUUAUCAAAGACCUACCAGGCGUUGGAUCCGGAUUGAGCGAUCAUCACGGUAUUCCAAUUGCAUGGAAGGUUCCAGUCAAAGAAUCACUCACUAGACUAACGAUCCAUCCAAUGCUAGGCGUACUUGAAUCCUUCAAACACAUAGUUUUCCGUUCCGGCAUUCUCAGCUUGCCCAUAAACAAUAUAACUCUAUUCGUUCAAUCUAGAAUACUCGACCAAGACUAUACCGGAAUUGACAAUAAAAAGCUUGCCACAGCAAGUAGUCAGAUUCAAGAUUUGAUUCCAGAUAUUGAGCUUAUGCCUCUCGCCGUCACCGCCAUGGAUGAUUUAGAGGAGCACCAACGUUUAUUUUCCAAAAUGGGUAUGUUCUCCAUCUUGGCCACUCUCGCGAAACCAAAAUCUCGAGGGACCGUUCGUCUUGGGUCUUCAGACCCACACCAUAGACCGAAAGUUGAUUUUGGCAUUCUAUCAAAUCCUGAAGACUAUGUCGUUGCCCGAGCCUCUGUGCGACUUUCCUUGAAAAUUGCAGAGACUAUGAAGGCUUCUGGAUUCCCGCUACAAGAGAACAUUACUUUCCCGGAAGAUAAACAGGCCAAAGAUGCGACGAAUAACAAUGAUGAGGAAAUCGAUAAAUUUAUAAGGCGUAGGAUCAGGACGAUAUAUCACUAUUCUUCUAGCUGUAGGAUGGCUCCUGUGGAUGAUGCUGAAUCUCCUGGAGUGGCGGACGAUCAGCUGGAGGUCCAUGGUGUGAAAAGUUUGAGACAUAUUCCCACAGAUUAUUUCGCAUCACUACAAGCGCCAGCUACAAUGGUGGCAGAAAAGUGUGCUGAUCUGAUCAAGAAUCAUGGUUGA